Messenger RNA from Chenopodium quinoa (quinoa), 629 nucleotides. RefSeq lists its product as uncharacterized. The transcript has 4 exons. Bases 69 to 629 code for a protein of 186 amino acids. The record is from RefSeq and is a predicted model, not a curated record. Lineage: Eukaryota; Viridiplantae; Streptophyta; Magnoliopsida; Caryophyllales; Amaranthaceae.
UUAAAUUUUGUAACACUACUCUUUCAUCUUGAUCAAUUCAAAAUUCUGUUGUGAUUUAUUCGUGCAUCAUGAAUUCGAAGCAUCUUUCGUCCACUGCUAAUUCUGUCAUCCAUCAAUGUUCUAUGAAAUUACACACCUCUGUGGAUGCAUUGUUGGAAGAAUAUAAGGGAGUAUGGAAGCCAGAGAUGGGCGAAUAUUCACGAAAAUUAGUGGAGUUUUGCUGCUCAAAGGCUGUAAGACAGGGGCCAGCUUGUGGCGAAGAUGACUAUAUUAGUGAUAGUUCCUUUAGCCGCUUCACAUUUGACAUGAUGCUAGCAUGGCAGAUGCCAAGCUCUGCUGAUGAAGAAUCUUACAGGGAAUCUUUAGGUAAAGAGAAAGAAGAGAAGAAAUCCCUUGUAGCGACUCAACCACACGAAGAUGUGUCAUUGUUCUAUUCUGACAUCAUGCCACUGCUCGUUGAUCAUGGACAAGGUGUUAAGGAAGAUGCUUUUGUAUGGUUUGCAACAAUGCUCCCUUUGCCUGGAGAUGUAAUCAAUGGCAGAUUCAUCUUUGAAACGCUUACGGCAUCUACAGCAAACAUUCUCCAUUAUCCAGCCUACGAUAGAUUUCUCACAGAAAUUGCCAAGUGA